AGCUCCAGAGUUGGAUUUCUUGACCUGGUAUAGGUCUCCAGCCAAUUUAGGGUUGUACUCUGUUUUUUCAAACACCAGUCCAAAAUAUGAAAGUGCUAGAAGGAAGUCCCCAAAAACUUCUGAUCAUCUUAACAGUGUGAAGUUAGUUCACCUCAUCACCCUUGUAUCAUCCAUCCUCGUCCAACUCUUAAGAAUUUGUCUCUUUUUUCCAUGACCAUGUUGUCAUCCGAACCAGUGCUGUCUCAUCGUUGCUACUUUGUGAUGGUCAUCUUCUUUGCUUUCUCGACUACUCUGCCCGUUUGUGAAUGUCACAGACCAUCAUUAAACAACUUCACCGAUCUACAAGCAUUGCUAUCCUUCAAAGACCACCUUAGCUCUGAUCCCUGCAAUGUGUUGGGUGACUGGAACACCAACACAUCAUUUUGCAACUGGAUUGGAGUCUCGUGCAGCAAGCACAGGCAGAGAGUCACCAUUUUACAACUAUUUGAUAGCAGCCUACAAGGCAUAAUCACCCCCUUCCUAGGGAAUUUGUCAUUCUUGCGGCUUCUGUCUCUUGCAAACAACAGCUUUCAUGGCCACAUACCCACUGAAAUUGGCCAGUUGUGUCGCUUGAAACUCCUCACUCUCAACAUAAACCAAAUGAAUGGAGAGAUCCCGCAAAGCAUCGGCAAUUGUGAGAAGCUGAAGGUGUUGUCACUCUCUUAUAAUGGGUUGGUUGGAACCAUUCCUAAUGAGCUGGGUCUUCUAAGGGAGCUAAAGAGAUUGUAUCUUGGAAGAAAUUACAUUACCGGCACAAUCCCGCCUUCACUCGAAAACCUUACUCGUUUGGAGGAACUCGCACUCGAAGAGAAUCAACUCUGUGGUAGUAUACCACAUGAGAUAGGAUUCUUGGGAAGUUUGUUUGAUUUAUAUCUAAACAAGAACAACUUCACGGGAUCCAUCCCGCCUUCACUUGGAAAUCUUUCUAGCUUAGAGCAGCUCGUUAUGAAUGAGAAUCACCUUCAAGUUAGCAUACCUCAGUGUUGAGGAUUGAUGUCUUGUAUUCAGAGGAAAUAGAUCUGACAAGGUGGAGUCAAAGAGACGACUCCAAAGGACUGUUAAAAUCCCAAAAUUUUUGUAUCCGUACAUGGGGUAUUUUGGUAAUUUGUACCAUCUGCCUGGGACUCUAUAUAUUGUUGCGAUGGGGAUUCUUUUAGGGUUAAGGAAAAAACAGAGAUUUCUUUGUAAUACGGAAGCAGAGAGAGGCGUGAGGAAGAGAUUUCUUUGUAACCCUAUUCUUCAUUGCCAGUAAAGAAGCUCUC
Messenger RNA from Amborella trichopoda, 1301 nucleotides. RefSeq lists its product as uncharacterized. The record is from RefSeq and is a predicted model, not a curated record. Lineage: Eukaryota; Viridiplantae; Streptophyta; Magnoliopsida; Amborellales; Amborellaceae. Gene Ontology annotation, molecular function: protein binding.